Molecule: messenger RNA, 2331 nt
Organism: Fonsecaea erecta
Lineage: Eukaryota; Fungi; Ascomycota; Eurotiomycetes; Chaetothyriales; Herpotrichiellaceae
Exons: 2
Coding region: 1-2331 (776 amino acids)
Biological process (GO): regulation of DNA-templated transcription; DNA-templated transcription
Molecular function (GO): DNA-binding transcription factor activity, RNA polymerase II-specific; DNA binding; zinc ion binding
Source: RefSeq, a predicted model, not a curated record
AUGCGUCCAACAGAGUCCCCGCCGUCGACCUCGUCACCAUUGUCAGUAUCGGAUCGGCAGAGAAUCAGUGCGCCAGGCCAAAGCGUUGAUGUGAUCGGGGCACAGUCGCGCGUGAAGAAAGGAGUCACCCACCGUCGAGCCACCCAGGCAUGUCUCCGCUGUCGCUCACGCAAAGUCAGAUGUGAUGUCACCCACAAGGCUGGCUAUUGCACCAACUGUUUGCUGGAUGGAGCGGAAUGCCGAGUCAUCAAAUGCAGACGUCGUGGCCACCGAACAAGUGAGCAUUUUGCCCUGCAAGCUUCACGGAACUCCGACUCCACGAAUGUCCGAUCGACAAUUGCCGGAGAAGGGGCAUUCUUGCUUGAGCGACAGCUCGACACACCUGAAGAAACGAGACACUCGGUAAAUGAAUGGGAAGAUCGCCAUAGCCCUCGACCACGAGCCAGCCUCAGUAGCUUGCAACAAUCGGGCCUGGAUCGUGACGGUUCCAUAUCAAAAGACCCAGAGUCCCACGGCUUUAUACUGUCCUUGUCGGAGCAGCCCGAGCUUCCCAUCCCAAACGAUACUGCUGAGCCGGAAGAGAGCCCCCCGGACAGGAACGAUGGUCUGAUUUCAGCCCCGUCCACACCAUCGCCGCUUCCACAGGGUGCCCCAGGCUGGCACACAGCCUUGCCGGACUUUAUCGAAGCAUUUCCCCUGCGCAGCCCCAACGACCUAGAGUUCUUGAGACAGCGGUCGGUUUUCGUCUUGCCCCCGCCGCCGCUGCAGCACGUGAUAAUGGAGAGGUUCGCCGAGUUUGUGCAUCCUCUUCUUCCUGUGGUAGACCUACCAAGGUUCCGAGAGGCGAUAUUUGGCGAGAAACCAGGACAGAGGGUGUCUUUGCUUCUCUUCCACGCCGUCAUGUUCGCCGGGGUGGGAGCGGUGGAAAGUGAAGUCGUCCUCCGGCAAGCGUACAUGAGCAAGACCACGGCCAGGCAAACAUUUUACGAAAAGGCCAAGACACUGUUCGAAUUGGAGACGGAGAAAGAUCGCAUGGUCAUCUGUCAAGCCUCACUCCUGCUCAUCGGCUGGGCCAGCAGGAGCAACCUGAAGGAUGCCACGUAUUGGCUCGGCACCGCUAUUGCGCAAGCCCAUGUUCUGAAACUGCACCGAUCAGAACACGUCAGCUCGAUACAUCCCCUACCCAAGCAGCAGCGGAAGCGGAAUCUUCGCCGGAUAUUGUGGUGGAGUAUCCUCAUGAAAGAGUGCGACCUCUGCAUGUCCAUAGGUCAGCCACCACGGGUGUGGCCGUUCGGCACGCCCAUGCUGACCAUGAACGACCUGGGUCUGGAGGAAACUGGAGCUCUCGGGAUCGACAGCCUGGCUCCUCAGGCUCAACAAGCCCUCGAUCCGCUUUCUCCCGCGCUUGCGAUGGUCUGCAUCUUAAAGGCUAAGCUGUGCUGGCACAUCUACCGCAUCAUGCGCAAUAUCCACGAAGAUCUUUCGCCCUGGGAUGGUCAACCGUGUGCCAACCCGUUGCCUUUUUUGAGACAGUACAUGGUUCAGGAGCUGUACCGAUGGCGGUCGGAGAUUCCGAUCGAGCUGAACAGCAAAAAUUUGCUUCGAGAUGGUUUUGGUGGUGCUCCACGCAGUGUCGUAUGGGCUGUAUCGGUGGUCGAGAUGAUAUAUUGCGCCGCACACUUCCUCGUCCACCGGGACGGUAUGCUCAUGGAUGAUAUAUCAGAGCACGUCAGCCCAGACUCUGUCACUGACCGCUGCCCGCCCACCGACUAUAGCCGGUGCUUUCUGCGCCAGGCGGCCAACGAAACAACUGAGCUACUGGAAGGGCUAAUUAGCUGCGGACUGGCCAGGUUUCUCCCUCCAUCAUCCCUGAUAAACAUCUGCCUGGCUGCCUCGACCUUGUUCCGCGACGCCAACUCUGCCGACGCAAGCACGCGCAAAAUCAACCUUCAGAAGGUGGACGUGUGUAUCAAGGUCUUGAAGCUGCUUGCCGACAUGGCGCCGAGCAUGAGGGAGGUUGUAAACAAGAUGCAGGAUGCCAGAGCAGCCUUUCAAGGAAAGUCGGCUCGUGUGGUACCGCCCUUGAAUUCCAGCUACGCACAUUCGUCGAAUGUGAGUCUGACGCACGCGAACCUGGAAGACAGAAGUGAGAUAGACCAUCAAUCAUUGUCUGGUAGCACUCUUGAAGUCAGCAAUGCCGGGGCUGAGGACGGCAACGCCUCAAACGGCUAUGCGGCACCAGUGUCGUACGAGUGGAAUUUGGAGGAAGACUUUGGUCUCGCGGGACAUGCAUUACUAGAUUUUGACCUGAACGGUUACACUUGGGCAUAG